AUGCCAGCAACACUCGUAUUAACACGCCACGGAGAAUCUGAAUGGAACAAAAAGAACUUGUUCACUGGAUGGGUUGACGUUAAGCUCACAGAGAAAGGUGAACAAGAAGCUAAGCUUGGUGGUGAGCGUCUCAAAGCAUCAAACACGCAAUUUGAUUGCGCAUACACAUCAUCCUUACAAAGAGCACAGAAGACUCUUGAGAUUAUUCAAUCUGAGAUUGGCCAAACCAGUAUCCCUGUCACCAAAGACGAGGCUCUCAACGAGCGUCACUACGGUGAAUUACAAGGCUUGAACAAGGACGACGCUAGAAACAAGUGGGGCGAAGACCAAGUCCACAUUUGGCGUAGAUCCUACAAUGUCCCUCCACCGGGUGACAACGCUGAGUCUUUGGAGCUCACCGCUAAGCGUGUCUUGCCUUACUGGAAGUCUGAAAUCUUACCAAAGUUAGCCGACGGCAAGAACAUCCUUAUCGCUGCUCACGGAAACUCACUCCGUGCUCUCAUUAUGGACAUUGAGAAGUUAUCCGGUGACCAAGUCGUCGGUCUUGAACUCGCUACUGGUGUUCCAAUCGAAUUCAAAUUAGACAUCGUUGAUGGUGAACCAAAGGUCACCUCAAAGAAGAUUUUCAAUCAAUCACUCUAG
Wallemia ichthyophaga EXF-994 is the source of this 642-nucleotide messenger RNA. RefSeq names its product Phosphoglycerate mutase. Bases 1 to 642 code for a protein of 213 amino acids. NCBI's taxonomy places the organism in Eukaryota, Fungi, Basidiomycota, Wallemiomycetes, Wallemiales, Wallemiaceae. Gene Ontology annotation, molecular function: intramolecular phosphotransferase activity. The record is from RefSeq and is a predicted model, not a curated record. Gene Ontology annotation, biological process: glycolytic process. The transcript is spliced from 3 exons.